CGAAAUGUCUGGUUGGGGCCCUUGGUCCACAUGCAACAGUGAUUGUGGGGCUGGAACGAUGGUCAGAGAACGAAAAAUUCUUCGUCUGCCCAGGAAUGGCGGAACACCGUGUCCAGACCAAAUGCAAACUAGGGGAUGCUUCGGUAGUAGUUGUGAUACAAAAUCUAUUGCCAAGGCCAAGAGAGAAAUGGCUCUAAUCUUACCUGGAAAAUUCUCUCAUGCUCGUGUCACGAAUUCCAGUACAGAUAUACGCAAGAACUUGAGGCUGAAGUAUCCGAAAAAUCCCGCCAAAGAUGGGAGUAAAGAGUACUGCGUGACGUUCGAGGUGAACAAAAUCCGCAAGGCUUGCGAAAGUAUCGUUAGAGAUGACGUUUCGAUCCUUCUCGUCAAAGGCGCUCGACUACGCAUAGGUUGCGAAGAUGCAGCUAUGAGGGGUCACUUGGGCUACAGAUGCAAUGGUCACGGUGUCGACGGCAAGCCGACGAGAUUCACUUUUGUCUCUGAUCCUCGAUGUCACGGCCGCUGGACAAGGGUGGACACUGCCGAACAAUGCACUGGUGGAAAGCCAGAUUUUAUUUUUGUUUGAAAGCAUGACGUGGAAGAAAGUUAUCAUGUAAAAUCCCCCCUCUCCCCAUCAUGUAAGUGACGUUAGAUGCGCAUGAUUACUCCAUACGACUCAUCAUCAAAAGCUUUAGAUGAUACAAGCUUGGAACGCUGGUUUAAAACAAAACCAUUCUUUGCAAAAAAAAAAAUGAUAUAUGACUAUGAUUAAUGACUGAGCAAGGUACCAGACUUUUUUUCUACUUGGAGUUUAUAUUCCAGGAUAUAGCGUAUUUUCUUGGCGUUUAUAACUCUGAUAAUCUUGACGAAAGCACCUAACUCUUCAGUUUAUUCCGUUCCAACUAAAAUCGGCAGAAGAAUGCAGACAACUGUUUUUAGCAUUUAAUAUGCCAGAUUUCAAUAUUUAAACACGGCAAUGAAUCUUGAACGAAGUUGGAGAUACUUCUAACAAUUAUCCAAUAUCAUUAUCAAAGUUUAAGGUUUUUAAAGUAUAAAAAUAUGCCUAAGUAGCUAAAUAAAAGCAUUGUGCCUUUUAAAUCAGAAAAAAAUAGAUUAAUUGUAUUUUCUAUAGAAUUUUAAAAGAAGUUUAUAUAUUUUUUUUUACAAGCAACACUGUAGAACAUAAAAAGCACAUUAUUAAUAAAUUAAAACUAAAGUCAUUUUACACUAUUGAAGGUUUUAAGUUUAAAUCUCACUUUUAUAACAGGGAAUGAGGGCAAAGUGAAAUAGUUGAGCUGACUUACUUUUUUCAAAAUGAACAAAUUGGAAAUUUGUUUUAAAAAUUACGGUACAGAAAGAAAGAACAAUGUAUUUUAUAAAACUUGCAAUUGACAAACAUUGUUUUUUAUUUUUGGUAAUAAAUUUGUACCUUCAUAAAAAAGGGAAAAAUGAUCACUCGUUUUUUCAUGGGGCAAAGCGAAAAAUAAAUACUUUUCCAAUAAAAUAGUUUGUUUUUUUUUUUGUUAUUAAAAAUAUUUUUGAUCAAAUGAAUGAAUGAGAAAGGAAAAGAAUGAAUAGUAAUGAUCCGAUAAAGAAAUAAAUGACUAAAAUAUUUAAUAUGCAUAUGAGAAAAAUAAAUAAGUGAAUAAAAUAGUGAAAGAAUGAAUACAUAAGUGAAUUAUUAAACAAUGGAAUGUAAUAAAUUAACAAAUGCAUAGGUAAGUUCUUCAAUAAAUGAUUGAAUUAGUAAAGAAAAAUGAAGUCAAAGGUUGUAAACUCAAUGCAAAUCACACCGAAAAAUAGCCAAAUUCACUCCAUUAAUUUCUCAAAGCUACAGAAGGGGGGUCAAUUGCCCCUCCUGACCCCUCUAAAUGAUGGGCUUGACUAAUUUUACAAAAUAUUUAAAAUAAGAACAAGCUUAAUAUUAAAUAAAUAUUGCACUGAAUUUUAAUAGGUAUCGAUUCAUAUUAAAACUUUAUCAUUUUUUAAUAACAAAAAAAGGGAAAAAAGUUUAUUUACCAUAAAAUUUAACAAUGUAAGUUUCAAUUUUUGAAAAUUGCUUGGAUUAUUACAUGUUUUGACCUUUUGGGAUAACUUUUUCGUAACGGGAAUAGACAAGUGCUACGACAUGGUUAAAAUAUUACCAGAUAGGUGGCACAAAAAAUAGAAAGAGUAAAUAUUCCACCAUUUCACUGCGCCCUACAUUCCCCUAAGUGUGAUAUAUAUUCUCUAAACAUUGCAAUACUGCAUGACUAAAUGCUUUUUCCUUUGCACUAUCUAGUCAGAUAUUUCUGAUUAAAGUAAAACAAAAUUCAUGAAUAUUGGAUUUUCAUACAUUGUUUUAUGCAAAUAAAAAUUGUGUUAUUUUCAACAGAAUGUUAUGAUAAAAAUUUACAACUGCACUUAAGAUUGUGAUACUUAGUCAACUUCUAAAUAUAUUUUUUUAAAUUGCAUUUUAUACUGUAUGCUAUAUAUAUUUUUAUAAAUAUGCUUUUCUAAAAAAAAAGAUUGAUUUAUCAAAUGUUAGCAAACUGCACUAAUAAAAUUCUGCAUUUCAGUUAGAUCAUUUGAAAUAAAUCUUACAUUUAUGACCAGAAUUAUAAUUAAAUACAUUCAAGAAACAAACCCCAAUUUUCAAUGAAAAAAACUUCCUUAUUUCCAACUCAUGAUGGAAAAUCUUAUUAAAGUUUUAAAACUAAAUGUUUCAAAUUUUAAAAUAUAUCCCAAUGAUUUUUUUUUUUGAAGUUAAAACACAAUUAAAUUCAAAUAAAAAUGAAGCUCUUCACAGAAAAUAAAUCUAUGAAUUUCUAUGUUUCCAUAAUAAAAAUACAUUUUUUUUUUUUUUUUUUGUACUUAUAUGUUAUUCAGCAUCAACAUGUAGCAUUUUUAUUUUACAAGUUCUCAUUUU
Molecule: messenger RNA, 2908 nt
Organism: Uloborus diversus
Lineage: Eukaryota; Metazoa; Arthropoda; Arachnida; Araneae; Uloboridae
Product: somatomedin-B and thrombospondin type-1 domain-containing protein-like
Exons: 4
Coding region: 5-586 (193 amino acids)
Source: RefSeq, a predicted model, not a curated record